GAAAGCUCAUGGGCUUUGUGAUGCUUACGUCACGGUCAUAAGCGCCCACUGGGAUCCCCUUAACCUCUAAGCCACCGCUUGCUUUCUAUUCCCCCGGGGGGUAAGAAAGCGGAAGCCGGAUGACACUUUUGUAAGGGGGAGUUGUACCGUCACGUUCGCCGCACAUCCCGGAGCAUCUUUGGAUUCUGACUUGCGGGGGUGAAAUAAUGGGAGACAAAGACACCGUCGAGAAGUUCCUGGACAACAACCCUCAGUUUGCCAAGGAGUACUACGACAAAAAGGUCAAGGCCGAUGUCAUCGCGGCAGCUUUCGACAACCAGGUGCAGGUCCAAGACCCGUCCUCGUACAGUGACGCCACCACCGUCCAGGAGGCCCAAUUCGUGUUUGAGCUGGUCAAGGAAUUGCAAGGCGUCGGCCCGCUGGAAAAAGCCCUGCACAAAGUUCUCCAGAGGAUCGCGUUGUUGGUCCAGGCGGACCGCUGCAGCUACUUCGGCUAUCGGGCGCGCAACGGGACGCCCGAGCUGUCCACGGUCCUCUUCGACGUCACGCAUAACUCCCCGUUCGACAAGAAUCUGGUCAACCCCAAUGUGGAGAUCGUCUUCCCCACGGACAUGGGGAUCGUCGGGUGGACGGCGCACUCCAAGAAGCCGCAGAAUAUCGCCGACGUGAAGAAGGACUCUCAUUUCAGCGACUUUGUGGACAAGCAGACCAAAUACACCACCAAAUGCAUGAUGACCGCCCCCAUCUUGAGCGGAAAGGAUCCCAUCGGCGUCGUCAUGGCGCUCAACAAGCAAGGCGCCGACGUCUUCUCAAAGAGUGACCAGGAGCUCUUCAAUAAAUAUGUCAACUUUGCAUCGGUGGUCGCCCUCCAAGCCCACACUGCUUACAUGUGGGAUGUGGAGUCCAGGAGAAGUCAGGUGCUGCUGUGGUCGGCCAGCAAAGUUUUUGAGGAGCUGACGGACAUCGAGAGGCAGUUUCACAAAGCCCUGUACACGGUCAGGACGUACAUCAAGUGCGAGAGGUACUCGGUGGGGCUCCUGGACAUGACCAAAGACAAAGAAUUCUUUGAUGAAUGGGCCAUCAAACUCGGGGAACAGGAGCCCUAUAAGGGUCCCAAGACACCUGAUGGCAGAGAAAUUAACUUCUACAAGAUCAUUGACUACUUGCUGGAAGACAAAGAGGAAAUUAAAGUUAUCCCCGCGCCCCCUGUGGACCACUGGGCUCUGGUCAGCGGACUGCCAAGCUACGUGGCCGAAAAUGGAUUUAUUUGCAACAUGAUGAAUGCCGCGGGGGAUGAUUAUUUUUCAUUUCAGAAAGACGCGGUUGACGAGAGCGGCUGGAAGAUCACAAACGUUCUCUCCCUCCCCAUCGUCAACAAAAAGGAAGAGAUCGUCGGCGUCGCGACCUUCUUCAACAGGAGAGACGGAAAACCCUUUGACGAGAACGACGAACAAAUAACAGAAGCCCUGACUCAAUUCCUGGGCUGGUCCACUCUGAACAGCGACACGUAUGACAAACUGAACCGGACUGAGUGGAGUAAGGACGUGGCACAGGAAAUGCUCAUGUACCAAACCAAGGCCACGCCAAAUGACGUGCAGACCAUCUUGAACACUCAAGAAAAGUUUGGUUCUACACCGGAAGACUGUGACCAGAAGGAGAUGUACAAACUACUGAGAGCCAACAUUCCCGAAUCCAAGACGGUGGAUCUGCACGAGUUCAGCUUCAGUGACUUUCCGCUGUCUGAGUUCGAGCUCAUUAAAUGCGGCAUCCGCUGCUUCUUCGAGCUGGGGGUGGUCGAGAAGUUCAAAGUCCCCGCGGAGACCCUGACGCGCUGGAUGUACACCGUUCGCAGGGGUUACCGUGACAUCACCUACCACAACUGGAGGCACGGAUUCAACGUGGGACAAACCAUGUUCACCCUCCUACUUACGGGCAAGCUGAAGAAGUACUACUCAGAUCUCGAGACCUUUGCCAUGGUGGCGUCUGGAUUCUGCCACGACAUCGACCACAGGGGGACCAACAACCUCUACCAGACAAAGAGCGCAUCACCUCUGGCUAAACUUCACAGCAGCUCCGUCAUGGAGCGACAUCACCUGGAGUACAGCAAAACGCUCAUGGAGGAUGAGAACUUGAAUAUCUUCCAAAACCUGCAAAAGCGCCAGUUUGAGACCGUGCAGCAUCUGUUUGAAGUUUGCAUCAUCGCGACUGACCUCGCCCUUUAUUUCAAGAAGAGAACGAUGUUCCAGAAGAUCGUGGAUUCGAUGGAGGCUAUUCCAGACGAGAAAGAUAAAAUCAGCUACGUUUCCAACAACCCCACCAGGAAGGAGAUCAUCAUGGCAAUGAUGAUGACAGCAUGUGAUCUGUCGGCCAUUACGAAGCCGUGGGAGGUUCAGAGCAAGGUGGCUUUGAUGGUGGCAGCAGAAUUCUGGGAGCAGGGCGACUUGGAGAGGACGGUCCUUGAGCAGCAGCCUAUUCCAAUGAUGGAUCGAAAUCACGCUGACCAGCUACCCAAGAUGCAGUGUGGCUUCAUCGAUUUUGUCUGCUCUUUUGUGUACAAGGAGUUUUCACGCUUCCACACGGAAAUCUCCCCCAUGUUCGCCGGUCUGAACAACAACCGGGGGGAGUGGAAAGCGCUCGCCGACGUCCACGAGGCCAAGAUGAAGGCCAUUGAAGACGAGAAGAAAAAAUUGGAAGGUGGAGAGCAGGCUGACGCGGCGGGCGGCAAGUCCAAAACGUGCGUCAUCUGCUAAAAACCGUUGUGGGAUUAUUUUGAGCAUGUACAUGCGAAACGUUAAAUACCUUAAAAUACCCCAAAAUCUGAGCGCGCGCACACACUGGUACCUUGUCUCGAGUUGCAAACUGUCGCCUGGUUGAUUUCUAUCUUGUUUUAUGUGUUACGAGUGAGCUUUCGAUACGGGACUGACUGUAAAAUACAAAAUGAGAACACGUGUAAUGAGCUGCUGUAGCCCACUACACACACCUGGACACUCACGGGCAGAUUAAGCCACCCCAGAAGAGCAAAUGAUGUCACUCAUUAGGCCACACCUCUGCGAGGCACACAUCCAACACAUCAAUACCGCACAAGUACAAAUAUGACGCUUGAUAUGGAUGCCGAUUUGAUAUAUGACGAAAUGAAUUUAUGAGCUUGAUUAUAGAAAGAAUUAAAGUCACACGUCAAGGUUCCACUGGACUGUGAUGCCAAUUUUAGGAUUAGCGUUGCGUGUACGGAUUAUCUUAAUAUCUUAACGAUGAUUUCAGUAUUAAACUAUUAUGUGUUGCCACGCCAAAUAUGACUAGAAAUACAUGAAUAAAAUGAGAUUAUGUUAGUGCUAUUGCAUUUCACGGCCCCCCGCCCCAAAAAAAAAAACAAACACACUCUUGUAUACGUCAUGUUGCUUUUAAAAAGAUCUUCUGUGAUAAGGUGACGAGCAACAUAAGGAGAUUUGACUCUAUUGGAUUUGCUUAUCAAACCAGUGGAGUCCCUGGGAUUAUUUUUUUUUUUAAGUUGCCCCCUGCUUACUACAUAACGUAAAAAUACUGACGUCCUGCUUAGAAUUCUGCGGCAACCAGCGAGACCGAGAACACACACAGGACAAGAAAAGUGAUUUGAUCCUGACUCAUAUGAAAGUAGCGGUAUUAUUUUAUGCACAAUAGCCUAGCUACAGUAUCAAAUAUGUCAAUAAAGUCUAUUUUUGAAAAUGAUGCCUGUGUUGUAUUUAUGUCAUGACAUACAGGUAUACGAGCGUAAUACAGCAAGAGAAAAUCCGCAAUGUACAGGGACCGUGUCAUUCUUUCCAUCCACAU
Messenger RNA from Hippocampus comes (tiger tail seahorse), 3804 nucleotides. Its product is annotated as cone cGMP-specific 3',5'-cyclic phosphodiesterase subunit alpha'-like. Gene Ontology annotation, biological process: signal transduction. The record is from RefSeq and is a predicted model, not a curated record. Gene Ontology annotation, molecular function: 3',5'-cyclic-nucleotide phosphodiesterase activity; protein binding. The coding region runs from base 207 to 2750 and encodes 847 amino acids. The transcript has 21 exons. Lineage: Eukaryota; Metazoa; Chordata; Actinopteri; Syngnathiformes; Syngnathidae.